This is a messenger RNA of Moesziomyces antarcticus, 1005 nucleotides long. RefSeq lists its product as uncharacterized. Gene Ontology annotation, cellular component: cell division site; growing cell tip; plasma membrane. The coding region runs from base 1 to 1005 and encodes 334 amino acids. The transcript has a single exon. Lineage: Eukaryota; Fungi; Basidiomycota; Ustilaginomycetes; Ustilaginales; Ustilaginaceae. The record is from RefSeq and is a predicted model, not a curated record.
AUGCGCAUCCCACCGGUGCUCUUCAUCUUUGUCGGCUUCCUAGCCAUCGGCGCUUCGUUCAUCCUCCAGCUGCUCGUGGCGCUCGGCCUGCCCUACAUCAAGGGCAUCUACUUCCUCUACAUCAACUUCACCGACGCCUCGCAGGGCAACGCCGUCCUGCGCGUCACCUUCGGCAUCUGGUCGCAGUGCUUCAAGCAGGGCGAUCUGUCGCAGUGCUCGCCCACGGGCCUCGGCUACCAGCAGUCGUUCAACGGCGUCGAGAACGCCAUCAGCCGCUUCUUUGUCAACAAGCUUCCGUACGCGCUCGUGGUACAGCCCAUCUCGGCAGGCUUCACCGGUCUCGCCGCCGGUGCGGCUUUCCUGCACCUGUGCACCAACACGUUCCUGUGGCCGCUGUCGGCGCUCUGGGCUUCGUUCCUCACCAUGGCGGCGCUGGUCAUCGAGUUGGUGCUCUUCAUCCUCGCCCGCAACAAGGCGCGCAGCUUCCAGAGCACGGGUACGCUCGACCCUAGCGGAGCCGAGCUCGGCCCUGCCAUCUGGAUGCAGGUGGCUUCGCUGCCGCCAGUGUUCUUUGGCUUCAUGAUGCUCGCGCUCGGCUGGUGGCUCAAGCGCUCGCGCAGCCAAGACAACUACUACGACGACUACGAGCCGGCGCGCCCCGUGUACCCGGCCAACGACUAUGCGGAGAAGGACUACUACUAUGGCGCUCAGCAGCGUCCCGCCAGCCGCGUGAGCCGCAGGUCGCGCUACGACGACUACUACGAGCCCGACGAUGCGCGCGUCUACGGCAACGUCGGCCGCCGCGACUCGCGCCGCACCAGCCAAAGGUCGUACGCCGACGACUACGAUCGCUACGACAACCGCAGGAGCUACGACGACCGCGCGCCCAGGAGGAGCUACGGCGGCGAUCAGUACGGUAGCAGGACAUCGCUCGCUCCCCCUCCCGCUGGUGCGCCGUACCGUGGAGGCCGAUCGCGUCGCUACAGCGAGCGUGGCGCCUACUAA